CGGGAGAGGAAGGCUGCCCUAGGGAGGGUCUUGUGAACCGUGCCUUCCCCCAACCUGGUGCCCUCCGCGUGUGCCGACAACCAACUCCCGCCAACGCAGCUGGGGGUGAUGGGAGCCAUAGCUGGCGGAGGUUGUUAAUCGCUUAAGCCGCUUCGAGGAAGUGGAAAUAGUGCACAAGCAAAUAAAGUCGCUCGUCUUCCCGCGGCACAAGAGGGGAAGCACGAGCGUUGCUUUAUUUGUGCUGUCGCUUUGCAGUGUGCGCCACUGUAUGUAAUGUUGCUCGGUUUGGAUUAUUUAUCAUGCCUUCGCUUUUGUAGGUCAGGACACAAGAAAUGGAGUCCCGAGAAAUGAGCUUGAACCGUUAUCGCAUGCAGCACACAGCAACACUGGCCCAGGAAGUUCUGGAGCGGGCAAAAACACGGAAAUUGAACUGGCCAUUGCCUGCUACAUUUCAAAGGACGACUUUUCAGUCAGGAGCAUCGUGGAAAGCAACAGCCAAUGCUACAUAUCAUGAAGGGGAAGACGAAGAUGCGUGUCUUGCUGCUGCUUUUGCUUCUGUUGCUGAACACAUGGGCCACAUCUCAGCAGAAUGCGAGAACUAUUACUGUUGUGUACCACCAUUUCAGUUCAAAGAGUACGAAGUUGCACAUAUAUUCAGAUACCACAGCAGGGAGUCAUCUGAAAACUUGCUAAAGGCAUUUGAAAAUGAGGAAAGUAAAAAUGUCCCAAUAGUGGAAGAACCUGGCUGUCCUGAUACAGAUACAGCUGCAUUAAUUCCAGCAGAGAAUGCUGAAACAAAAGAUAUCUACAUUGACGUUUCUCCUGGCACUUACACAGUCUCUGCCUCUUCGUAUGACAACACAGUCAAACAAACACAUCUGGUAGACGUUCGGUCAGGAGAAAGCGUAAAUUUGACCUUUGAUGUAUGACAGGUAGUCUUUUUUUCCAUCAAGGUAACAAAUGAAAUAGAUUUCGGUGUCUUUUAAGUGUCACUUUUUAAAUAAAAUCUUCUCAGGCUAUUUACGCUAUAUAAUUAAAUAUGAUCUCAGGUUUUAUUCUGUCUGUAUAUUAUAGUGUGAAACUUUGUUCCCAUUUGCCCUAACUUGAAUCAUGUGUAUUUUCACUUUUAUACUAUGCAAUGCCUUGUAAACAAUAAAUUUAAAAGUGCAAAUGUUCUUGGAAAGACUUUAAAUUCUUUGUCAUUUGCUUUACCAAAGGAAUUGCUAAUGUAAUGGCAGAGGCUAUUGAAAUGAAAUCAACAGAACAGAAAGGGGAGUCUUAUUUAGUUACGUAGUUCUGGGUAACCGCAGAGUGCACCAUUUAGUCAGUCACAGAUAUUGGUGGCCGAAUCCUAAACCAGAAUGCUUUGCUGCUAACAGAACAUAUUUAUUCAUUUGGAAAACACUACCGUACUUCCCUUUUUGUUAACCUGGCUGGUCCUGAAAGUCCAAAAAUAGUUACUUCAAAAUAUAUUUGAAUUUUCUGUUGUACUAUGGUUAGAUGCACAGAUCUCCUCUAGGGCCCAUCCAGUGUUGAAACAAGAGCACACUUAUUAAUUUGCUGGGCAAAUUACCAUUUAUAUCAUUUCUUAGAUACUAAUGAUCCAACACCAUUAUCCUAAAUAUCUUAAUAUAUUAUUGUGGACCCACAAAAUAAGCAGAAUUAAAAACAAGCAUAUGCUUUCAAUUGAUUUUUGUUUUGUUUUUACUGUGUGCAUUGCUGUGCGCAGGAUGGUUCGAUGUCUUUGUGGCCCAAGACUUCCUUCACAGUAUGUUGCCUUCGAGGAGACUGUUCAAUAGUUUCAAACAUGGCACUGUGGUUGAUCAGUGCAGUUGGAGACGGAUCCAUAUAAGGAACUGCUUUGGUUUCGGAUCUUUCCUUUCUGCAGGUGCUGUCCAAAGUAUAAUUGGUUCCUAUACAUGAUAGUAUAACACUUAAUUUGUGAGUAGUUAGACAAAGACAAAAUAAUCAAACAAGGUAUGAAAUAGGGAACCAAGUGUUUUGGGGUUUCCCGCCCCCCCCCCCCUCAUGAUUUAAUAUUUUGACAUCCCUCUCUUCUGUUAAGGCAAUUGACGACAACAGGGGGGAGUUUUGGCUCAUGAUUUGACUCAAUAUAUAUUUCUACUUCAUGCAAAUUAUUUCAUAAAAUUUAUACACCACUUGAUUGUAAAAAUUUUAAAAACCCUCAAAAGUGCUUCUCAUCUCCACACAAACAAACAAACAAACAAACAACUAACAGCAAAGGGCAAGCCAGAAAUCCCCAAGUAUGCUAGUAUCUGUGGUACCAUUAGCAGAAAAAUCAAUCUCAGUAUAGCUGUUCACCUCAACCAGCACUCUUCUACCUUCCACUUUGAAGCUCAAAGGAAAUGUUGUGUACCGUGGCUGUUAUGACCAGAGCUGGGAUGGCUUCUCUUCCAGUAUUUCCAACAAGGCCUCCUGAUUGCUUGCAGCUUGGGCUUUUCAAAAAGACUAGAAUCCGUGUUCACUGCAUGAUCUACCAUUGUGGUCUUGGUCAAACCUGUUUCUGUACCACUUGUGGAACUGGAGGAGCAUGAAGAAGAAGAGCUGGACACUACAGUGGCUGGUUCUUUCUUUGGAGGCCCUUCCACUGCCAGUAAUGGUUUGCUGCUGAACUCUUCAACAUUUCUCUGGGGUGGUUCAGUUAAAGAGGGUGGCCACCAGCAGCCACUGUAUUUAGGGCAGCAGCAGGAAGCGUACUGUGGGUAUCCAAGGACUGAGCAUGUGUGUUGAAAGCACCUGGAGCAAGGGGAGAUGAAAGAGCAACAUGGCCUCUGGAGCUGGCAGAGGCCACCUACAGCACAUCCAUGCCUGGAGCCUGGUAUAGCCCUACAGGAGCCACUGUAGUGACCAGGUCUUUGGAGUUGCCCUUCAGGUGCUUUCCUGCUGGUAAGGGGCAUGCGGAUCAUCUCCACAAUCCUCUCCCAUUGCACUGGGGAAAUCCACAGGGCUACACCCAAUGGGACUUUGGCUUUCUUGCCAUUCCAGAAGCUGACUAUAAUUUCUUCAUCUUCUUCCCCUGUUUUGAAGAGAAAAAUAUAAACUGGGGAAAGCCGUCACUCUCCUCAAUUUAUUUAUUAAAUUUCUAUCCUAAUUUUAAGGAAGGGACGGGGGCUGUGAUGUUUUGUACGUUUCUGUAUGUGAUUUGUAUGUGAUCUUUUAUGUGUAUAUACCGGUAUCUUAAUGCUGACUUGUCUAAAUAAAAUACUGUACAUAUAUUUUUUUAAAAAAUCUAUUCUGCCCUUCCUCCCGAAAGAGCAAAGCUAAUAUUAAUAAUAGUUCAUCAGUUUAAAUCAAUCUGAUUACGUCAAAAAUGUAUAAUUAUUUGCUGGAAUGGCUCACAAAGGAUGAACAGACGAAGGAGGUGAUGAUAAACGGGCAAUAGACUUUGGGUAUAACAUUGAAUAUGAUGCAUGGUUGAAAUUAUGGAAUGAAAGUUUAAAAUUUACAGCACGUACCACAUUGAAAGAAAAUGAUGUAUAGAUGGUACUUAACACCAGUAAAAUUAGCUAAGAUGUACAGAAUGAGUAAUAGAGCUUGCUGGAAAUGUAGAGAGCAAGAUGGAGAAUUUAUGUGGUGGUCAUGCAAAAAGAUAAAAGGAUUUUGGGAAUUGAUAUAUAAUGAAUUAAAAAAGAUAUUUAAAUAUACCUUCCCAAAAAAAAAACCUUAGGCAUUUUUGUUAGGCAUAAUGGGAGAAGAGAUUAGUAAAGUAGAUCAAAGAUAGUUUAUGUAUGCAACCACAGCAGCAAGAACUUUAAUAGCCCCAAAGUGGAAAUUACAGGAAUUACCAACGUUGGAGGAGUGGCAGACGAAGAUGAUAGAGUAUGCGGAACUGGCAAAACUGACUUGCAGGAUCAGAAAUCAAGAUGAAGCAAAAUUCCAAAGAGACUGGAGUAAAUUUGUGGAAUAAAUGAAUACGAAUUGUAAAGGGUUGAAGACACUAGCAGGACUGAGAUAAACCCUACAACAUAGACUGGAUAUUAAAAGAAGGGACUGUGAAAAAUUGAGAUGUGAAAACCGGAGGGCGGGAUGGUGCCCGGCAGGGCGAGAUGGAAGUUAUGUGAUGAAUUAAUAUGCUAUGUUUGUUGUAUUUUAUUGUUUGAAAAAUUAAUAAAAAUUAUUUUUUUAAAAAAAAAAUCAAUCUGAUUAUGUAGCCACAAAAGGGUGGUCCUUAUAUGCCAGUCUAGAAAGUAUGCAUAAUAACUAAAUACCUGUUGGAGGGUUU
Messenger RNA from Zootoca vivipara (common lizard), 4243 nucleotides. RefSeq names its product A-kinase interacting protein 1 (gene AKIP1). The record is from RefSeq and is a predicted model, not a curated record. Lineage: Eukaryota; Metazoa; Chordata; Lepidosauria; Squamata; Lacertidae. Gene Ontology annotation, biological process: regulation of non-canonical NF-kappaB signal transduction. Gene Ontology annotation, cellular component: nucleoplasm.